Emys orbicularis (European pond turtle) is the source of this 2961-nucleotide messenger RNA. RefSeq names its product EPH receptor A4 (gene EPHA4). The coding region runs from base 1 to 2961 and encodes 986 amino acids. The transcript is spliced from 17 exons. Gene Ontology annotation, molecular function: transmembrane-ephrin receptor activity; ATP binding; protein binding. Gene Ontology annotation, biological process: ephrin receptor signaling pathway; protein phosphorylation; axon guidance. Gene Ontology annotation, cellular component: dendrite; plasma membrane. Lineage: Eukaryota; Metazoa; Chordata; Testudines; Emydidae. The record is from RefSeq and is a predicted model, not a curated record.
AUGGCUGGGAUUGUCUAUUUCACCCUCUUCUCGCUUCUCUGGGGGAUCUGUGGCGCUGUCACCGGCUCUCGGGUGUAUCCGGCCAAUGAAGUUACCCUAUUGGAUUCCAGAUCAGUUCAGGGGGAACUUGGGUGGAUAGCAAGUCCUUUGGAAGGAGGGUGGGAGGAAGUAAGCAUUAUGGAUGAGAAAAACACUCCAAUCCGCACCUAUCAAGUCUGCAAUGUGAUGGAGCCGAGUCAGAACAACUGGUUACGAACUGACUGGAUUCCCCGCGAGGGGGCUCAGAGAGUAUAUAUUGAAAUUAAAUUCACAUUGAGAGACUGCAACAGUCUGCCAGGUGUCAUGGGAACUUGCAAAGAAACUUUUAACCUUUACUACUAUGAAUCAAACAAUGAUAAGGAGCGUUAUAUCCGUGAGAGCCAGUUUGCCAAGAUCGACACCAUUGCUGCUGAUGAGAGCUUCACUCAGGUGGACAUCGGUGACAGGAUCAUGAAGCUGAACACAGAGAUACGUGAUGUGGGCCCAUUGAGCAAGAAGGGGUUUUACCUGGCUUUUCAGGAUGUAGGUGCCUGCAUCGCCUUGGUGUCUGUCCGUGUUUUCUACAAGAAGUGCCCAUUGACGGUACGCAACCUGGCUCAGUUUCCAGACACCAUUACUGGGGCUGAUACAUCCUCUCUAGUGGAAGUUCGUGGCUCCUGUGUGAACAACUCAGAAGAGAAGGAUGUGCCAAAAAUGUACUGUGGGGCAGAUGGCGAAUGGCUGGUACCCAUUGGCAACUGUCUGUGCAAUGCUGGCUAUGAUGAGCACAAUGGAGAAUGCCAAGCUUGCAAAAUCGGAUACUACAAGGCUCUCUCCACAGAUGUUUCCUGUGCCAAAUGCCCAUCCCACAGCUACUCCAUCUGGGAAGGCUCUACCUCCUGCACCUGUGAUCAGGGCUUUUUCCGAGCCGAAAAUGAUGCUGCCUCCAUGCCCUGCACUCGCCCUCCGUCCGCUCCCCUGAAUCUGAUUUCCAAUGUCAAUGAGACAUCAGUGAACUUGGAGUGGAGCGCCCCUCAGAACAGUGGUGGGCGCGACGACAUCUCCUACAACGUGGUGUGCAAGAGAUGUGGAGCUGGCGACCCCAACCGCUGUCGGUCAUGUGGCAGCGGUGUGCACUUCAGCCCCCAGCAGAACGGCUUGAAAACCACCAAGGUCUCUAUUACUGACCUUCUGGCCCACGCUAACUACACCUUUGAAAUCUGGGCAGUGAACGGGGUGUCCAAGCAAAACCCCAGCCAGGACCAGGCUGUCUCAGUCACUGUGACGACUAACCAAGCAGCUCCGUCUCCAGUUGCUUUGAUCCAGGCUAAAGAAAUAACAAGGCACAGCGUUGCAUUGGCCUGGCUGGAACCUGAUAGGCCGAAUGGAGUCAUCUUGGAAUAUGAAGUCAAAUAUUAUGAGAAGGACCAAAAUGAGCGCAGCUAUCGCAUUGUGAAGACAGCUGCCAGGAACACAGAUAUCAAAGGCCUGAACCCUUUGACUUCAUACGUGUUUCAUGUGCGAGCCAGGACAGCAGCGGGAUAUGGGGACUUCAGUGGGCCAUUUGAGUUCACGACUAACACAGUUCCUUCCCCCAUCAUUGGUGAUGGUACCAAUCCCACAGUGCUUCUUGUCUCAGUGGCUGGCAGUGUUGUUCUCGUAGUCAUUCUCAUUGCUGCUUUUGUCAUCAGCAGGAGACGCAGUAAGUACAGUAAGGCUAAGCAAGAGGCAGAUGAGGAGAAACAUUUGAAUCAAGGUGUGAGAACAUAUGUGGAUCCUUUUACAUAUGAGGAUCCAAACCAAGCUGUGCGGGAAUUUGCCAAAGAAAUCGAUGCCUCCUGUAUAAAGAUUGAAAAAGUCAUAGGUGUGGGUGAAUUUGGUGAAGUGUGCAGUGGACGUCUCAAAGUACCAGGAAAGAGAGAGAUCUGUGUUGCUAUCAAGACUCUGAAAGCUGGGUACACUGACAAACAGAGGAGGGACUUUUUAAGUGAAGCCAGCAUCAUGGGACAGUUUGACCAUCCCAACAUCAUCCAUUUGGAAGGCGUAGUUACCAAAUGUAAACCGGUAAUGAUCAUAACUGAGUACAUGGAGAAUGGCUCCUUGGAUGCCUUCCUCAGGAAAAAUGAUGGCAGAUUUACAGUAAUUCAGUUGGUGGGAAUGCUUCGUGGCAUUGGCUCUGGAAUGAAGUAUCUGUCUGACAUGAGCUAUGUGCAUCGGGAUCUAGCUGCCCGAAAUAUAUUAGUCAACAGCAACUUGGUCUGCAAGGUGUCUGACUUUGGCAUGUCCCGUGUCCUGGAAGAUGAUCCUGAAGCAGCCUAUACUACUAGGGGUGGGAAAAUUCCUAUCAGGUGGACUGCACCAGAAGCAAUUGCCUAUCGUAAAUUUACAUCAGCUAGUGAUGUGUGGAGCUAUGGCAUUGUAAUGUGGGAAGUGAUGUCCUAUGGAGAGAGACCUUACUGGGAUAUGUCCAAUCAAGAUGUUAUUAAAGCCAUUGAGGAAGGGUAUCGCCUGCCACCCCCAAUGGACUGCCCCAUCGCUCUCCAUCAGCUGAUGCUGGACUGCUGGCAGAAGGAACGCAGCGACAGGCCUAAAUUCGGACAGAUUGUCAACAUGCUGGACAAACUCAUCCGCAACCCCAACAGCUUGAAGAGGACAGGCACCGAGAACUCCAGACCAAACACUGCCCUGUUGGAUCCGAGUUCUCCGGAAUUCUCAGCCGUCGUUUCUGUUGGGGAUUGGCUUCAGGCCAUUAAAAUGGAUCGAUAUAAGGAUAACUUCACAGCUGCUGGCUAUACAACCCUAGAGGCUGUGGUACAUAUGAACCAGGAUGAUCUGACGAGAAUUGGGAUUACCACCGUUGCGCACCAGAACAAGAUUUUGAGCAGCGUCCAGGCGAUGCGGACCCAAAUGCAACAGAUGCACGGCAGAAUGGUUCCCGUCUGA